AUGCCGCUGGUGGUCCUGUGUGGGCUGCCGGACAGCGGCCGGAGCCGGCGUGCAGACGAACUUCAGACGGCGCUGGAGGCCGAGGGUCGCCCCGUAACGGUCGUGCGUGAUGCUGACGUGCUGGGGCCCGGUGGGCCGGCAGCACUGCGAGAGGCCUACACCGACCCGAGCCGCGAGAAGGCGCUGCGUGCGGCCCUCAAGGCGUCGGUGGAACGCGGGCUUGGUCCCCGCUCCGUUGUCCUCCUCGACUCGCUCAAUUACAUCAAGGGCUUUCGCUAUGAGCUCUACUGCCUGGCCCGGGCGGCGCGCACACCGCUUUGCCUGCUCUACACCCUGAGGCCGCAGCCACGCGCAGUGGGCUUGGGGGACAGCCCAGCUCAGGUCGGGUCAUCGACCCACAGCUGGAGGCCGGGGCCAGCGGCCUCGGAUCCCUUGGAGGAGUCCUCGGAACAGGGCCCAGAGCGUCAGGCAAAAGGAUUCGAGGCAACCCAGAGGCCGAAGGCACUUGGGCCAGAAGGAAGGCCAGGAUGUGGGGUUGUGGAGGACGGAGCUGCUGAUGGUUGGGAGCUGGAGCAGAUCGGGGGACCGGGAACCACGGAACCUGGGAGCCAGGAGGCAGCGCCGGACCCCUCCUUUCCUCCGGAGCUCCUGGAUGCCCUGGCCCAGCGGUUUGAGGCCCCAGACUCCAGGAAUCGCUGGGACCGGCCUCUAUUCACGGUGGUGGGCCUCGAGGAUCCUCUGCCCUUGGCCCAAAUCCGGGCAGCCCUCUUUGAGAGCCAAGUACCCGCACCCCAUCAAGCCACCCAGUCCCAGCCUCUGUCAUCCACCAAUUUCCUACACCAAUUGGACCAAGUCACAAGUCAGGUUCUGGCAGCCCUGUUAGAGGCUCAGAAAACCGCUGUCCCUGGGGACUGGUUGACUAUGCCGGGGACCACAGAGAGGCUGCUGUUCACACGCCCCCUUUCCAUGGCUGAGCUCAGUCGGCUCAGGCGCCAGUUCAUCUCUUACACCAAAAUGCACCCUAACAAGGAGAACCUGCCCCAGCUGGCCAACAUGUUCUUGCAGUACCUGGGGCAGAGCCUCCACUGAAGAGAGGGAAGGAGCUGGAAAGCCUGAAGCUGCCCCCCCCCCUUUGUUCCCCAACCACAUCAGAUGGUAUAAGACCCUCAGGACUUGAUGAAUGUCUUAAUUAACUUCAGAUUGUGGCCAGUUUGGGUUGUGAAGAUGGGAAAGUGGCCUGAAGGAUGAUUGAAUGGAUCUCCUCCAGAGAAGAGGGCUUUAGGUGUGGGGAACGUGGUGUUAAGCUUGUGUUCUUUUUUUGGAAGUAGCAAAUUUUUGCCUUUCUCAGCCUUGGAGGCAGCCAGGGAAAAGACUGAAAAUGGCCAUGGACAAGCACCCAUAAAGAGCUGACUGAAUUCUGCUUGUGAGUCGUGCAACAAUAAAGGGUUUGUUU
Gracilinanus agilis (Agile Gracile Mouse Opossum) is the source of this 1453-nucleotide messenger RNA. RefSeq names its product KTI12 chromatin associated homolog (gene KTI12). Bases 1 to 1089 code for a protein of 362 amino acids. The transcript has a single exon. The record is from RefSeq and is a predicted model, not a curated record. NCBI's taxonomy places the organism in Eukaryota, Metazoa, Chordata, Mammalia, Didelphimorphia, Didelphidae.